UUAUAAAUCUUUUUAUUUACCAAAUAUUCCAACAUUAUUUAAGAAAAAAAAAAAAAAAAAGAAGCAGCACCAGCGGCCAUUUCUGUAUUGAAAAGCAGUAAUCCUCCAGUCUCUGUCUCAAAUUCAAAAGUCGAGGUGAAGUAAUAAGGGAUGUCAUCAAGAAUGAAAAUAAAGGCAAUUACAGUCCCAGAUCAAUACUGGUGGUGUAAGCAUAGGCGGAUGUUGAAGGGACAAAUUAGUUUUCAUCCCCAAGAUUUGAACAUGCCAACAUUAAUCAAGAGACCUUCUCAAGCUAAAUGCUGCAGGGCACAAGCUGUUCUCACACCAGUUUCUGAUCCACCCUCAACUACAAAAAAGCGUGUUUUCUCUUUCGGCAAAGGCAGGAGUGAUGGCCACAAGGGGAUGAAGGGCUUGUUGGGAGGAAAAGGAGCGAACUUGGCGGAGAUGGCGUGCAUCGGAUUGUCAGUUCCCCCGGGUCUGACAAUAUCGACGGAAGCCUGUCAGGAGUACCAGCAGAUCGGAAAGAGGCUGCCGGAAGGGCUGUGGGAGGAGGCUUUGGAAGCUUUGAAAAUGGUGGAGAAGGAGAUGGGAGCUACUCUUGGAGAUCCCUCGAAACCACUUUUGCUCUCUGUUCGCUCCGGCGCCGCCAUAUCGAUGCCUGGUAUGAUGGACACUGUGCUUAAUAUCGGAUUGAAUGACGAUGUGGUGGCAGGGUUGGCGGCGAAGAGCGGCGAGCGUUUUGCCUAUGACUCCUACAGACGUUUUCUCGACAUGUUUGGCGAUGUUGUGAUGGGGAUUCCGCGUUUAUUAUUUGAAGAGAAGUUGGAGAAGAUGAAGGAAGCAAAAGGGUUUAAACUUGACACAGAGCUGAAAGCUUCUGAUCUCAAGGAGUUAGUUGAGCAGUAUAAGAAAGUCUACCUUGAGGCUAAGGGCGAAGCUUUUCCUUCUGAUCCAAAGCAGCAGCUGUUUUUAGCCGUGAAAGCAGUUUUUGAUUCAUGGGACAGCCCCAGAGCCAUCAAGUACCGAAGCAUAAACCAGAUAACUGGGUUGAAAGGAACUGCAGUCAACAUUCAGUGCAUGGUGUUUGGAAACAUGGGAGAAACUUCCGGCACCGGCGUUCUCUUCACUAGAAACCCAAGCACCGGCGAAAAGAAGCUUUAUGGAGAGUUUCUAGUCAAUGCUCAGGGAGAAGAUGUGGUUGCUGGAAUCAGGACACCUCAAGAUCUGGACACGAUGAAACGAUGCAUGCCGGAGGCUUACAAGGAACUUGUUGAGAACUGUGAAAUCUUGGAGCGACAUUACAAAGAUAUGAUGGACAUUGAAUUCACAGUUCAAGAAAACAGGCUUUGGAUGUUGCAGUGCCGAACCGGAAAGCGAACGGGUAAAGGUGCAGUGAAAAUGGCCGUAGACAUGGUGAAUGAAGGACUUAUUGACACUCGCACAGCCAUCACAAGGGUGGAGCCGCAGCACCUGGACCAACUUCUCCACCCACAGUUUGAGAACCCGUCGGCUUAUAAAGACAAAGUGGUGGCAACAGGGUUGCCGGCGUCGCCUGGUGCUGCGGUGGGUCAGGUUGUGUUCAGCGCGGAUGAUGCAGAAGGGGGGCACGCACAGGGGAAAAGUGUGAUAUUGGUGCGGACAGAGACGAGUCCAGAAGAUGUCGGCGGCAUGCACGCGGCUGCCGGGAUCUUGACUGCUCGUGGCGGCAUGACAUCUCACGCCGCCGUUGUUGCUCGCGGCUGGGGAAAAUGUUGCGUUGCUGGCUGCUCCGAUAUUCGUGUCAAUGACAAAGAAAAGACUGUUACAAUUGGGGGUUUGGUUAUUAAGGAAGGAGAUUGGAUUUCACUGAAUGGGAGCACAGGUGAAGUGAUAUUAGGAAAACAGCCAUUGUCUCCUCCAGCUCUGAGUGGUGAUCUGGAAACAUUCAUGUCUUGGGCUGACAAAGUUAGGCGUCUCAAGGUGAUGGCAAAUGCGGAUACCCCUGCGGAUGCAUUGACAGCCAGAAACAAUGGUGCUCAAGGAAUUGGCCUUUGUAGGACAGAGCAUAUGUUCUUUGCUUCGGAUGAGAGGAUAAAGGCAGUGAGAAAGAUGAUAAUGGCAGUCACACCCGAACAAAGGAAGGUUGCUUUAGACCUCUUGCUUCCUUACCAAAGAUCUGACUUCGAGGGAAUUUUCCGUGCAAUGGAUGGUCUCCCAGUGACAAUACGAUUGUUGGAUCCUCCACUUCACGAAUUUCUUCCGGAAGGCGAGCUGGAUUACAUCGUAAAUGAAUUAGCUGCAGAAACAGGCAUGACUGGAGAUGAAAUUAUCUCAAGAAUUGAGAAGUUAUCGGAAGUGAAUCCUAUGCUUGGUUUCCGAGGCUGCAGGUUAGGGAUAUCAUAUCCGGAACUGACAGAGAUGCAAGCCCGUGCAAUCUUUCAAGCUGCGGUUUCCGUCACCAACCAUGGUGGCAAAGUUCUACCAGAGAUCAUGGUUCCUCUCGUUGGUACUCCUCAGGAAUUGCGACAUCAAGUCGAAUUAAUACGUAAUGUUGCGAAGCAAGUGUUCGCCGAGACCAGCACCACCGUGACCUAUAAGGUUGGCACCAUGAUUGAAGUCCCUAGAGCUGCUCUGAUUGCAGAUGAGAUAGCAAAGGAAGCAGAUUUCUUCUCCUUUGGUACCAAUGAUCUGACCCAAAUGACAUUUGGGUACAGCAGAGAUGAUGUUGCCAAAUUCUUGCCUAUUUAUAUCUCUAAAGGCAUUUUGCAGAAUGAUCCAUUUGAGUUUCUUGAUCAGCAAGGUGUCGGCCAACUCGUUAAAGUUGCUACCGAAAAAGGCCGUGGAGCUAAACCUAGCUUGAAGGUCGGGAUAUGUGGAGAGCAUGGUGGAGAGCCGUCUUCGGUUGCCUUCUUCCAUGAAGUUGGACUUGAUUAUGUUUCAUGUUCACCCUUUAGGGUUCCAAUUGCAAGGUUAGCAGCAGCUCAGGUUGCAGUGUAGGAGAAGUUGGAAUGGCAUGGGAUUUGAAGUAGACGACUAAGUGAAGUGUUCUUGGUUAUCAAUGAAGCCCUUGUGAAUAAAAUCUUUUUCUUCCAAAUAUUUACAGUUCCUAACUAGGGCUAUAUACACACAGCUCUAUGAUUGUAACAAAGAAGCUAUUUCUGAUUUUCCCAUGUUGUACAUAUAAAAAUUCCAUAGAAAAAAAUGAAAAAGAUUAGACUUUGAAGUAAUGGUGCAGCAGUAGGCUUUUACAUA
This is a messenger RNA of Carica papaya (papaya), 3231 nucleotides long. RefSeq names its product pyruvate orthophosphate dikinase (gene PPDK). Lineage: Eukaryota; Viridiplantae; Streptophyta; Magnoliopsida; Brassicales; Caricaceae. The record is from RefSeq and is a predicted model, not a curated record. Gene Ontology annotation, molecular function: ATP binding; kinase activity; pyruvate, phosphate dikinase activity. Gene Ontology annotation, biological process: pyruvate metabolic process; phosphorylation.